AUGAGGACGGCGAUUUUUGCUGCGCUCGCAGCUGCGGUGACGGCGAAUCCCACGCUGAGGAGCAGGCAGUCUGGCAAGGAGCUGGUUACACCUGACGCAUUGAAAGCCGAGAUCAAAGUGGAAAACCUCAUGGCUGGCGCGCAAACGUUACAAACUUUUGCCGAUUCGCAAUCCAACGGCACCCGCGUCCUCGGAAGUGCAGCAUGCAACAGCACGCUUCGCUGGGUCAAAGAUGAGCUCGAUGCAACCGGCGCUUACGAUGUUGAGCUGCAGCAAGUGCGCGUCGUCAGACAGGUCAGCGGCCAGAUCAACAGCUCCAUGGUAAACGGUACGAAUGUAACCGCCAGCUUGCUGGAAUACUCGCCUUCAGGAUCCGUCACCGCGACUCUAGUGCCCGUUGCCAAUCUGGGCUGUGAAGCCUCCGACUACCCAUCUGCGGUGGCCGGAAAGAUUGCUCUCAUCUCGCGCGGAACAUGCGCUUUUGGCCAGAAAUCCGCACUCGCGGGCGCGGCGGGCGCUGCAGCCGCCAUUCUGUACAACAACGUCAAUGGCACUCUCGGAGGGACUUUAUCUCCAGGACCGCGGCCAGAGGGUGCUUAUAUCCCCACCAUCGGCAUUGCACAGGAGCUUGGCGUUGGAUAUGUUGCUGCGAUCAAAAGCGGCGCCAGCAUCAGCGCUACGAUCAAUGUCAAGACUGAGAUCCAAAACAUGACAACGUACAACGUGCUUGCGACGACCAAGACGGGAGAAAGGACCAACAAGCUGUGUCUCGGUGCGCACACGGAUUCCGUGGCCGAGGGCCCCGGCCUCAAUGACGACGGCAGUGGCACAAUCGGGAUCCUGGAAGUCGCCAAAGCGCUCGCAAAGUACCAGGUGCACAAUGCCGUCGUGUUUGGCUUCUGGGCUGCCGAGGAAGCAGGACUCGUGGGAUCAAAGCACUUUGUCAGUAGCCUGUCUGCAGAGGACCUAGCCAAGAUACGUGCGUAUCUUAACUUUGACAUGAUUGCAAGCCCAAACUACAUCAACGGCAUCUACUCGAGCGCCAACGCGCCAACAGGCAGCGCAGCACUAGAAUCCGUACUCAACGCAUCCUACGCCUCGGCCGGCGCAAACACCAAACCAAUCACCUACCUAACAGGGCUUUCGGACCACGCGUCCUUCCAAGACGCCGGCAUCCCCGUCAGCGGCAUCUUCACGGGCGGCUCUGAGCUCAAGACGGAGGAAGAAGCGCGCUUGUUUGGCGGCCAAAUGGGCGUGUCGCAUGACAGGUGUAAUCACAAGGCUUGCGAUACGGCUGGGAAUCUGAGCGCGGACGCCUUCUUGCUGAGUGCGAGGGGCGUGGCGCAUGCGGUGGCGACGUUUGCGGUUUCGUGGGAGGGUGUGCCCGAGAGGAGGAGAGUGAUGAAUUGA
Exserohilum turcica Et28A is the source of this 1410-nucleotide messenger RNA. RefSeq lists its product as uncharacterized. Gene Ontology annotation, biological process: proteolysis. Gene Ontology annotation, molecular function: metalloexopeptidase activity. The transcript is spliced from 4 exons. Bases 1 to 1410 code for a protein of 469 amino acids. The record is from RefSeq and is a predicted model, not a curated record. NCBI's taxonomy places the organism in Eukaryota, Fungi, Ascomycota, Dothideomycetes, Pleosporales, Pleosporaceae.